AUGGUGCGGACACUUUGCGUGAAAUUCCUCGGCAUUCGGAGGAUCUUGCACUUCUUGCGCGAGAAGCUGGGCUAUCAGUGCUGGCUGAGUUUCCUGGCCUUUCAUGAGUCGCAGCCAAGAGGCACCAGCCUGACUCAUGCCAGGGACCUCGUUCCUGAUGAAGGGUUGCCAGCUGCGAAGCUGGGCUCGGAGAAGCUGUGCCGGGAAUCGCUGGCAAUGUUGAUGGACGGAGCCGCGGACGAGGCCUUGGAGGAAGCGCUGCAAGGCAAUCCGCACAUGAACGCGGAAGACUUGUUGUCCACGGCGGCGCUGGAAGGCAUUCUCAUGUGGAAAAAAAUUCAGGAGUUGCGCGCUGGAGAGGAGCGUGAACGCUUGCUCUCCGCAGCAAGUGCCUUGGCCAGUGCCGCCCCCAGUGCGGUCCCUGCAGCAGCGUGUGGCGAAGUGGAUGCCGAGACUGGUGGGCCCAGCAGGGCAUCGGAGGAGGUGGCUGUCGUGGAGGACGAGGUAGCCGAGGUCCCACUGCCAGCGUGGACCAAGUACUUCCCUGAUCUCAUCAUUCCAGACUCGAUGGUUGAAACGUUCUCGGGGAAGGAUGAGACGGUGCUUGCGAAGCUCCAUCAGUUCGCCUCGGCGCGUGUGCAAAGCACCGUCACGUUUUGCGAGACGCCGCGAACGGACAUGCAGCAUUUCUUGCAGCAGCACCCGAUGCUGUCGUCGCGCAACCCAGAUGACAGAGUGGUCUUCUUUUAUGACUGCAAAGCCGACAACGACAAGUUCUCGGAACGGUACCCGACGAGGCCGUGGUUUCUACUCCCACCGCUGGACGAAAGUCACUUGUUGAAAUGCUUGACUGCGGCCGUCCCGGAAGACAGAGACAUGUUCGUCAUCCUAGAUGCUCGCCGCCUGGAGGCAUCCAACAAGUUCAAGAAGGCCAUCAACAAAAGUCCGAAAUGGAAGGGCGCGGCAAGUUUCUUGGUCCGACUUUGCUACGACAAUCAAGAGUUCGGCAACGAAGGUUUCGCUUCUUCGAGGGCACGCUCGAGCAUCGCCGCGCUGCCCGAACCCAUCGAAACCGUGAUGGUGCUGACCCAAAAGGAUGUCUCCUUGCAGAACCGCGACCGCAAAUUCUUAAACCUUCCCGGCAACUCCUUCACCCGAUCGUUCAGUGGCAUUCGCUUGAGGACUGGCGAGGACCACAAUGUGCGGAUUCCCAAGUCAGUGAUGGCAGAGGUGCAGAAGGAUCUCAGCGUGCAGGGUGAUGGCAGUGCUGCGGACUCAGGUGCCAAGGCCGACGCUGCAAGCACAACGUUUGGCUCGGAGCCGGAUGAAGAGGGCUUGGCUUGGUUUCCAGGGACAUGCGAAGAAGGCGUGUUUCUGGAAAUGCUCAACUUCUGGGCGCAACCUCAGGAGACCGUCGUCGUCAGCAUGACGGCUGGCUACGGGCAGUUGGAGCUCGCAUGCAUCCGCACGCAAACACAAUGCUUGACUUUGACAUUAAAUGCGACGCACCGAAAGGUCCUGCUGCAGCGGCUCAUCCUGGUUGUCAUGGUGCACACGCUCCGAGGCUCCACCGACUUCACUGGACAACGGAACAUGGCCGUGCAUCCCGUGCAAGAGCCAAGCGAGGCCGUGGCCGCUGCGGCAACUCCGGGCCCGGCAGCUGCGACCCCGGCAGCA
This is a messenger RNA of Symbiodinium sp. CCMP2456, 1677 nucleotides long. NCBI's taxonomy places the organism in Eukaryota, Dinophyceae, Suessiales, Symbiodiniaceae. The record is from the annotation of a GenBank genome assembly.